This is a messenger RNA of Diorhabda carinulata, 1650 nucleotides long. RefSeq lists its product as uncharacterized. Gene Ontology annotation, cellular component: nucleus. The record is from RefSeq and is a predicted model, not a curated record. The coding region runs from base 1 to 1650 and encodes 549 amino acids. The transcript is spliced from 3 exons. Lineage: Eukaryota; Metazoa; Arthropoda; Insecta; Coleoptera; Chrysomelidae. Gene Ontology annotation, molecular function: DNA binding.
AUGGGGCAAGUUAACGGACGGGAUUUUAGAAUCAUGCCAACAAAAUAUAUUAGAAAAGGGACAGUGCAAAGGGGAAAAUGGACUGAAGCCGACUUACUCCGGGCUGCAGAAGCAGUUAAAAACGGUGUGAUGGGCUUGAGAGAAGCAUGCCGCACUCUCAACAACAUUCCUCCUCCAACACUUAGAAGGCGACUUAAAAAUAAUGACUUUAUCAAAAAAACUCUUGGACCGCCUUGUAUCCUUGGCAUCCAGAAUGAAUUAAAAAUUAGGUUUCAUAUACAAAAGCUACAAAAACACGGAUUUGCGCCAACGCAUGAAAAUGUCAGAGCAAUGGCGUUUCACCUGGCAGAUCAGCUUAAAAUUAAACGCCCUUUUAAUAGAGACAGUAAACUUGCUGGUUAUGACUGGUUACAUAUGUUUUUACAACGACAUCCAGACUUGAGUGUUAGAAAAGCUGAGGGUGUAUCACUAGCUCGAUGCAACGGUAUGAAUAAAGAAAAGGUCUCGGCGUACUUUAAUCUGUUAGAAACAACAUUAAUGGAGGCCGGUUUAGUAAACAAGGCUGGUCAUAUAUUUAAUAUGGAUGAGACGGGUCUCCAACUUAAUAAUAAGCCAGGUUAUGUUAUUGCUCAGAAAGGCUCAAAAAACGUUGCCGCAAUAACAUCAUCAGAAAAGGGAGAAACAAUUACGGUAAUCUCAUGUUGUAAUGCAGAAGGUUUUUACAUACCACCAGCUUGCAUUUUUAAGGGCAAAAAUAAAAAAACCGAGUUUGAAGAUGGUAUGCCUCCGGGUUCUGUGGUUUACAUGAACGAAAAAUCCGCUUAUAUUAAUACGGAUUUGAUGUUUACCUGGUUAAAAGAACAUUUUGUUCCACGUAAACCAGACGGAAAAAUUCUACUUUUACUGGAUGGUCAUGCCAGUCAUUGUAAUUCGGUAGAAAUGCUGGAAUAUGCCGAUGAACAUAAUGUUAUUCUGUUUUGUCUACCUGGUCAUACUACUCAGUUCCUUCAACCAUUGGACAGGUGUUUCUUUAAAAGCCUGAAAGCCUUUUGGAAUAAAGCUUGCAAUACAUUUGUAAAAGCAAAUCCUGGUAGGAAAAUUUCUCGUAUGCAAUUUGGUCAAUUGUUGUCGGAGGCGUGGUCAAAAGCAGCAACUGUUGAUAACGCUGUGUCGGCUUUUAAAUCUACAGGAAUCUGCCCAUUUAAUCCUGGUGCUAUACCAGAGUAUGCCUACUUGGAUUCUGAAGAUGAAAAAUUAGAUCCCAAUACUUCUGCAGUUUAUGCUACUGAAUCUAAUAAUACCACUCAAACAAAAGACGAUAAAAUGCCCUCUACUUCAGCCUUAGAGUCAGAACCUGAACCGGAGCUGAUAAAUACCGAUAAAAACACCCCCGAAACACUUCUUAACAAAUUCUUUCCGGUGCCCAGCUCCUCAUCAGCUAGCAUUCAGAAAGUACGAAAGAAGGCAGAGCAAGUGGCGGCCGUUUUAACAUCCCCAAGUCACAUUGAACAAAAAGAUCUGCUUUUAAACAGAAGAAAGAAGAAGAUUAGAGAAAAACAUCAAAGAGGAAGGCUCUGCAUGAAAAAAAGAAUAAAAGAAAAAAUCAAAAAAUUGAAGAUGAAUCAACAGACGAUGAUACUGAUGCAUUAG